Messenger RNA from Gossypium raimondii (Peruvian cotton), 1704 nucleotides. RefSeq names its product primase homolog protein. The transcript is spliced from 14 exons. NCBI's taxonomy places the organism in Eukaryota, Viridiplantae, Streptophyta, Magnoliopsida, Malvales, Malvaceae. Gene Ontology annotation, molecular function: 5'-3' DNA helicase activity; single-stranded DNA binding. The record is from RefSeq and is a predicted model, not a curated record. Bases 108 to 1508 code for a protein of 466 amino acids.
CAAGAACCCCUAAACACUUACUGGAAGAGGGAAAAACAGGCAGGCAGCCAAGCAAGCAUACGAAUGUUUGUGUAAACAUAUAGAAAAUAUAUCACACAUACUGAGUGAUGCUGCGUCUUCCUUUCCACAAUCAACGCUUCCAUCUCCUCCUUCGCAAUCUCUCCUCCUUUGCCUCUAAAACUACCAUUUUCAUGACCUCCAAACACUUCCUCCCUUCCCCUCUGCCGCCUCAAACCCUUUCUCCUAAACACUUCUCCACCCCCUCGAAACGCCUCCUUCCCUCUUUUCCUUCCAAACCCAUCCCCAAAAACCAUUCUCUCUCGCUCAGGACUAAUGGGUUUUAUUCUCUUCCUUCUCCCAGUGUUUCUUCUCCCUCUCCAGACGUGGAAGACCAGCCCUCGGAUACGCGUAGCUUGCAGAUUUUGAAUCAUAAACUAAAGCAGCUUGGCAUCGAUAUUACUGAGUGUGUUGCUGGGCGUGAAAACCGCUUAAUGUGUCCCUCGUGCAAUGGUGGUAAAUCAGGGGAACUUAGCUUAUCUCUUUUCAUCAACCUACAUGGCUUCAUGGCUGUGUUUUCGAGCGAAAUGUGGGUGGAAAGGCUACAAAAAACCGCUGCAGAUGGCAAGCCAUCAAUUGAAAAUCUCGGUCGAGUUAACAAAGUUAAGUUCAAAAGGCAAAUCACAGUGGAGAGUUUGCAAUUAGAACCACUAUGUAAUCAGCUCACUGCUUAUUUCGCAGAGCGAAUGAUAUCUUCAGAAACACUAAAGAGAAAUGCUAUAAUGCAAAAAAGGAGUGGUAAUAAGAUUCUGCGCAGGAAGUACUUUUGUUGCAUACCCUAUGGUUGUCCCAAAGUCCACCCUUCUUCGAUUGCUAUUGCAUUCACUUAUUGGCGUAAAGGAGAACUUGUAAAUUGCAAGUAUCGGGAUCUAGCUAAGCGGUUUUGGCAGGAAAAGAAUACUGAAAAGAUACUUUAUGGGCUGGAUGAUAUAGCAGAUGCAAGUGAUAUCAUCAUUGUUGAAGGUGAAAUGGACAAGCUUGCAAUGGAGGAAGCUGGCUUCCGUAAUUGUGUCAGUGUCCCUGCUGGUGCACCACCAUCAGUUUCUAAAAAGGAGGUUCCAGCUGAAGAGCAGGACACAAAGUAUCAAUACCUGUGGAACUGCAAAGAGUACUUUAAAAAGGCAUCUCGCAUUAUACUUGCCACUGAUGGAGAUCUACCUGGUCAAGCCCUAGCUGAAGAGCUUGCACGUCGCCUUGGAAGAGAAAGAUGCUGGAGAGUUAAAUGGCCGAAGAAAAAUGACGUGGGUCAUUUUAAGGAUGCAAAUGAGGUUCUUAUGUAUUUGGGACCCAGCGUUCUUAAGGACAUAAUUGAUAAUGCCGAAUUAUAUCCCAUUCGUGGGUUAUUCAACUUUAGUAGUUUCUUUGAUGAAAUUGACCAAUAUUAUCAUCAAAAUGUUGUGUAUGAAUUUGGUGGAGAUACGACCUACCAGAGCUCGGGAGAGAAGCGUUAGUAUCGUGUACAAUAACAACUAUGGAAAAUGUGUGCACUUAUUUUAUAACUCUAAAAUAUGGAGUUAUUUCUAGCACUUUUUACCAUGUAAACUACGUAAAUUCUGGGUUGUUGAUGGCACGUUUUGGUAGUUUUUAUCUGUAAUAUAAAUUUAAUAUUAUGAAAAUGUGUUAUUUUAAAUGGACUCAUUGCGAAAA